GGGCGGGCUGUAUACUCCUGGGAGUUCGGGCUCCGAAGAGCGUGCGUAAGGAGAGACUGAGGCAGGGCCAGGGCGCGGAUGCUGGAAGUUCACAUCCCCUCCGUGGGGCCCGAGGCCGAAGGGACCAGGCAGAGUCCAGAGAAAGGCCACAUGGUGUUCCAAGUGGAGGUGCUGUGCUGCGGGCGCAGACACACGGUGUCAAGGCGCUACAGCGAGUUCCACGCGCUACACAAGCGGAUCAAGAAGCUGUACAAAGUGCCGGACUUCCCCUCGAAACGCCUGCCCAAUUGGAGGACCAAAGGGUUGGAACAGCGCCGGCAGGGCUUGGAGGCCUAUAUCCAGGGUAUCCUAUACCUGAAUCAGGAUGUGCCCAAGGAAUUAUUAGAAUUCCUGAGACUACGGCACUUCCCCACAGACCCCAAGGCCAGCAGUUGGAGCGCCCUGGGGGAAUUCCUGCCUAGUGACAGCAGCUCCCAGCUGCACCACCGGCCUGUCAUUGGCUUCUGCAUAGAUCCCUACAUUUACACCCCUUCCCCAGAAUCUCUUCCUGAAAUGGUGGUGAACGGUGUGCUCCAGGGUCUCUAUGGCUUCAACUCUAGUCCAGCUUCAGCCCAGACAAAGGCUGACUACCACCCUGCUCCUCCACCAAUGCCCUGAUCAGCCCAGGUUUUGGGUCACUUUGUCAGAAUAGUUAUGUGCCUCAGAUGUCUGAACUCCAUACAAGGAACUGGGUCCUCCCUUAGACUGGACUCAGGAUUUAACUGAGGCUCAGCUGUGCCCAAUCCCACUCAAGGCUCUGAACUUGGCUUGCACUGAUAGCUGCAGCUGGUAGAACUCAUAUCCUUAGAGCCCAGGAGCCAAGGCUAAGGAGAUGAGACGCCAUCUUCGAGGUAGGCUAUGAGAAGGUCUGAGUAGAAUGCCUAGCCUAGCCGACAGGUGGCAGGGAAGCUAGAGUAAGGCAUAGUAGCUGGCCAGAAAGCCCCUACCUGAUGAUUUGUGGGUAGCACCUGGAUACGGAUUCAGACAGGAGCCCAAGGAAUGGGCAUAUAUCCAUCACCACUGGGGAACCCCAGAAAUGUUGGGGAAGCUCAAAGCAAGUGCUACCAUAUCCCCAAACACAGCCCAUACACAUUAUAAAAAAACAAAACAAAAAAAAAACCACUUUAUUGGUCAACAUUAGUACAAGUUUGAUAUAAAACCAGGCCUGUGGAAUGUGAGGAGUGUGGGUCCACCCCAUCAAAUGGAAGCACUAGGGCCAGCACAGCUCAGAGCCUUGUGACUGGCUAUCUUCACCCCAUGAGGGCAAUGGCCUGCACAGUUGUUUGUAGGGAUGAGGUAGGUCCUGAGGCCCUACUCCUUGGCAAUAGCAAAUGGCUUUUCCACUUCAA
Molecule: messenger RNA, 1388 nt
Organism: Nannospalax galili (Upper Galilee mountains blind mole rat)
Lineage: Eukaryota; Metazoa; Chordata; Mammalia; Rodentia; Spalacidae
Gene: Snx22
Product: sorting nexin 22
Exons: 7
Coding region: 79-657 (192 amino acids)
Molecular function (GO): phosphatidylinositol phosphate binding
Source: RefSeq, a predicted model, not a curated record